Micromonas commoda is the source of this 1356-nucleotide messenger RNA. RefSeq lists its product as hypothetical. The transcript has a single exon. The coding region runs from base 1 to 1356 and encodes 451 amino acids. Gene Ontology annotation, cellular component: post-mRNA release spliceosomal complex. The record is from RefSeq and is a predicted model, not a curated record. Gene Ontology annotation, biological process: mRNA splicing, via spliceosome. Gene Ontology annotation, molecular function: RNA lariat debranching enzyme activator activity. Lineage: Eukaryota; Viridiplantae; Chlorophyta; Mamiellophyceae; Mamiellales; Mamiellaceae.
AUGGGGGACAAGGUUAAGAUUCUCGCCUUCGGCGACGUGAACGGCAACUUCGACAAGCUGUUCAACACCGUCGAGCGGCUGAACGAGCGCGCGGGGCCCUUCUCUGCUUGCCUCUGCUCAGGUCGGUUCUUCCAUCCCGACGGUUCAGGGAACGAUGAGCUCUUACCCUACCUCCAAGGUCGAUUGAAGGUCGCCGUGCCCACCUACUUCAUCGUCGGCGGCGAGGACGCCAACCCGGUGGACGGACUACCCGCCGACGGCGGCGACCUGUGUAAAAACCUCACGUUCCUCGGCCGAGCGGGCUGCCGACGCCUUCCGAACGGCUUGAAGGUCGCCUACCUGUCGGGAGCGUACGAUUCGAGGAGAUUCGACGAGAGCGGAGUGUUCCACCGGGGAGGAAGCUCGUUCAAGCCGUUCUACCUGCGCGAGGACGUCCAGCGCGUGGUGGACGCCGCGCGUACCGGCGAGGAGGAGGAACUCGCGGGCGUGGACGUCUUGAUGACCGCGGAGUGGGGCGAGAAGUUCGACACCCUGCUCCCCGAGGACCAACCGGCGCCGCUCGCCGCCCGCGCGGUCAACACCCUCUCCCCCGCGGUCACCACGCUCGCUUCGUCGGUGCCCGCGAGGUACCACCUCGCGGGCACCGAGGGCGUGCACCUGCAGCUGCCGCCCUACAGGAACGGGCUGCACGCCACGCGGUUCUACGGCCUCGGCGCGGUGGACGGAAAUUUGGGGCAGAAAUUUGUCGUCGCGCUGGCGGUGACGCCGACGGUCCAGCUCGCGCUCGCCGCGGCGAGGGACGGAGUCGAGGAGGGCGCGGACGCGACGCCGUGCCCUUACAUGUCCAAGCCGCGUCCGAAACCUUCGGCGCCGACGCCGGAGGUGGUUGGACCGGUGGCGAGGGACGACGUCGACGACGAGUGGUCGCGGGGCGAUCAUAAGGACUUGGAGGGCGGGGAAUGGCGGUGCGGCGAGUGCGGCAACGUCAACCGCGCGCAUCAGCGGGACAAGUGCAACAUGAAGCGAUGCGGCGCCCCUCGCGAGGGGUUGGAGCUGUGGAGGCUCGAGUCAAUGCACGGAUUCAACGCGAGGGGCGCGAAGCGAACGGCGGAUGGCGACAUCAUGUCGGGGUUCCAGGCUCCGAAAACGUACACCAUGAUGACUCGGGAGGAGGCGGAGGCGGAGGCGGCGAGGGCGGCGGAGGCGGCGCGAGAGGAGGCGGCGCGAGAGGAGGCGGCGAACAAGAAGCAGAAGAAAGGGGACGCCGAGAAAACCUCGCUGUACGCGUCCCAGAAGCCGAUGUCGCAGAAGGCGAAAUACAGGAAGGGGACUAGGAAUCCGCAGGCGUGGCGCUAA